This is a messenger RNA of Zea mays, 2512 nucleotides long. RefSeq lists its product as uncharacterized. The record is from RefSeq and is a predicted model, not a curated record. The coding region runs from base 1106 to 1924 and encodes 272 amino acids. Gene Ontology annotation, molecular function: protein kinase activity; ATP binding. NCBI's taxonomy places the organism in Eukaryota, Viridiplantae, Streptophyta, Magnoliopsida, Poales, Poaceae. Gene Ontology annotation, biological process: protein phosphorylation. The transcript is spliced from 6 exons.
ACCGCAAAGAUCAAAUCAAAUCAAAAGGGAAUUUCUGAAAAGGAGAGAGGAACACCCUUCCUCGCCAUUUCCGUCCAAAGUGUUUCCCCGAGGAGUCGCGCGUGCCUGCCGGGUUGCGUAGGCGCUGGGGCGGCGGGACGGGAGCAUCGCAGGCCGCGGUGGACCCUGGCGCUCGAGUUUCUUCUCUGCGGUGACCAACUGACCAGAUUCGCACGGUUUCGGUGGCGGGCUUGACCUCUAAAGACUGAAGCAGUGAAGCUACAGUGUUGCCACUUGCCACUGGCCUUUUUGAAAUGCCUGAAGCUAUAGUUUUGCUUUAAUCUGCAACAGACACCGUGACACCGGGCCUGGCACUGAUGUCAUUUGAGGCACCUUGGAUCCUCAUGUGCUUCCCUUUCUUGUACCUUGUUCUGGUGCUAUGGGUGCAUGAUCAAACUACCUGCUAGUCUCUUCUAUUCCAGUUUGAUCUUUCGCUUUCUGUCCUGUUUGCCUACCUAUGUUUAAUCACUUGGUUUCGGUAGAGUUCAAAGUAAUUGUUUGAAUUAGACUGAUUAGUAUAGAGUACAGACGUACAAAAUCUACAGAAACUAGACUACUAGUUUUUUGAAUCUGUACAGCACCUCUAGUUGUAUUAUAAUAAACGCACGAUCAUUUACUGCCAGGCAAUUUACUAAGGGGCAAUGGAACUCCUAGGGCAAAAUUGUAUGUGUGUUCACAAUCGAAUUCUUCAUAUUUUACCUUCUUCAAACGACUAUUUUGUGAAUUCUUGAUGAUAGAACGAAGCAAUUGUCAUGUCAUGUUGUACUACCACUAUCUAAUUUUGUUUCUCAGUCAAAGUUGCUAAACCGAAUGCUUUAUUGUUUUUUUUUCUGUUUUGAUUGAACCUACGAGAAGGAGGGACAGCCUUGUGGCAAUCAUAUAUAGGACAGUUUCGUAUCUAUAAUAAUGUGCUCAUAUAAAGAAAUCAAGUACAAAUGAAGAAGCACAUCUCUGCCCAUUAUUUGAUGACUGAAGACAGGUUGCACUAUGGUAGCUGCUACAACUGCGGGAAUGUUUCUUGUGUGUUUUGAGUCCCUCUGUCCCUGUUUUGGGUCAAAAAGUAAGGAUGGGAGCGAAGACCAUGUUCUUGCAGAAUAUUCCAAUUCCUGAAAAUUUUCUCUCUUUACGUGCUGAAUUCAGCAACGAAGUCGCAUUACUAAAAAGUAUUGAACAUAAAAACUUGGUCCAGUUGCUUGGUUACAUUGACAAAGCCAAUGAACGGAUUCUCAUAACAGAGUACAUAUCAAAUGGAACUCUUAGGGAGCAUUUGGAUGGUCAACAUGGCCUAGUUUUGGGAUUUAAUCAGCGGCUCGAAAUUGCUAUAGAUGUUGCCCAUGGAUUGACUUAUCUGCAUCUCUAUGCAGAGAAGCCCAUAAUACACAGGGAUGUGAAGUCAUCAAACAUUCUACUGACAGAAGCUUUCAUGGCCAAAGUGGCUGACUUUGGAUUUGCAAGAACUGGUCCUACUGAGCCAGACCAGUCACAGAUUGAGACUGAUGUGAGAGGAACAGCAGGCUAUUUAGAUCCAGAGUAUAUGGGGACAAGCCAUCUUACGAUCAAGAGUGAUGUGUUCUCUUAUGGUAUUUUGCUCCUAGAAAUCCUUUCGGGACGUCGUCCUAUUGAGAGAACGAGGGGUCCAGCAGAAAGGAUUACAGUGAGAUGGGCCUUCAAUAAGUACCGCAGAGGCAAUGUUAGGGGCAUACUGGACCCAAUGUUAACUGAAGCAGUGAACGAGGAUAUACUGAACAAAAUCUUCGAUGUGGCGUUCCAGUGUGUCGCUCCUACCCGCGAAGACAGACCCUCCAUGAAAGAAGUUGUGGAGAGGCUGUGGAAGAUAAGAAGGGAUCAUACAAAAAUACAGAGGAUAGCAGAAUUGACUCUCUGAAUCCUUAAGGCUCUGUUCGUUUUUUACAGAUUGGAGGCCCGAAACGGUUCCUGACCGGAUUGUUUCUCUAAUUUAUAUAAGUUUUGAUAAGUUGGAAUGAAUCCUGGUCCAAUACUAGACAAACGAACGGGCCCUAAACCAUCUGGUCCUGGUUGCUGUUUUUGCUUGGGAGAACAUGGGUCAGUUCCUAGUGAAGACCAAAGACCGCCACAUAAAAAUAAUUCAAAUUUUGUGGUUGUGAACAACUGGGAUUCUUUAAGAGAUGUGGGGAACAAUGCCCUGCGAUUGAUGGUUUCCCUGUAGCCAUUACUGUUAAUCAGCAUAAGCUGUUCAGUCAUCGUCCUCGAGAAGUACAGUGUAGCUUCGGUGUACGGCAUCCUUGUACUUUGGAAAACAGUUAGAUAUGAAGGAAACCUCUGACUACUAAUUUCUUCUGGAUAUAACUAGUGAAGGAAACUAAAAAUUAUUAUUCCUCACUCGUGUAAUCUUGCAAAGACUUUUUGGUUUAUGAAAUGUAAAUGACAAUGGUAAUGAUUUAUGCUUGAGUACCAACGAUAAUAAGUUUGAAUAUAUCAAUAUUACUUUUUA